Molecule: messenger RNA, 5359 nt
Organism: Sciurus carolinensis (gray squirrel)
Lineage: Eukaryota; Metazoa; Chordata; Mammalia; Rodentia; Sciuridae
Gene: P2ry8
Product: P2Y receptor family member 8
Exons: 3
Coding region: 501-1592 (363 amino acids)
Biological process (GO): phospholipase C-activating G protein-coupled receptor signaling pathway; positive regulation of Rho protein signal transduction
Cellular component (GO): membrane
Molecular function (GO): G protein-coupled purinergic nucleotide receptor activity
Source: RefSeq, a predicted model, not a curated record
GCGGGCUUCUCAAACAGUCAGACAGGAAAUUUCAAAACAGGUUUCCUCUCCCACCUCAGCGCAAGACCCGGCCGCGCUCCCCGCCGCUGAGGCGGACCGGCGAGACCUGCCUUCGGAGAGGCGCGGGGCGCAUGGCCGGCCGGCGCUGCGCAGGGCCCGGGGCGCCUGCCGGGCUACCUGGGGGCCGACGCGGGCUGACCCCGAGGCCCCCGCCGCGGGUGGACACUUUCUGAUCCCCCCUCCGAGACCCUGGGCGGAGCCUGACCCCUCGCUCCAGCCUCCAGAGUGGCCGGGAUCGCAGGCGUGUGUGCCACCCACUGAGCCCCGCUGGGCACAUCUUGGAUCCAAGAGAAAGCACCUGAACUCAUGCCCUUGGUCCCCAGAAAAGUGGUCCCUGGGUCCUGCCCUUUGGAUUUAUUGCUUUGGGAACCUUCGGAGCCGGCGUGCAGCCCGAGCGAGCCCCGUGCGCGUCCUGCGACGAUGAGCGCGCCGCCCGGGGCAUGAUGGGCCUGGCGGACAUGAACGUGACCGGCCCGGACAACGCCACGCUGCAGAUGCUGCAGAACCGGGCCAUCGUGGUGGCGCUGCCCGUGGUCUACUCGCUGGUGGCGCUGGUGAGCAUCCCGGGCAACCUCUUCUCGCUGUGGGUGCUGUGCCGCCACAUCGGGCCCAAGUCGCCGUCGGUCAUCUUCAUGAUCAACCUGAGCGUGACGGACCUCAUGCUGGCCAGCGUGCUGCCCUUCCAGAUCUACUACCACUGCAACGGACACCACUGGGUCUUCGGCGUGCUGCUCUGCAACGUGGUCACCGUGGCCUUCUACGCCAACAUGUACUCCAGCAUCCUGACCAUGACCUGCAUCAGCGUCGAGCGCUUCCUGGGCGUCGUCUACCCGCUGGGCUCCGCGCGCUGGCGCCGCCGCCGCUACGCCGUGGCCGCCUGCGCCGGCACCUGGCUGCUGCUGCUGGCCGCGCUCUUCCCGCUGGCGCGCACCGACCUCACCUACGCCGUGGACGCGCUGGGUAUCGUCACCUGCUUCGACGUGCUCAAGUGGACCAUGCUGCCCAGCGUGGCCAUGUGGGCCAUCUUCCUCUUCACCAUCUUCGUGCUCCUCUUCCUCAUCCCCUUCGUGGUCACCGUGGCCUGCUACACGGCCACCAUCACCAAGCUGCUGCAGGCGCCCGCCGGCCAGGGCCGCGGCCAGCGGCGGCGCGCCGUGUGCCUGGCGGCCGUGGUGCUACUGGCCUUCGUCACCUGCUUCGCGCCCAACAACUUCGUGCUGCUGGUGCACAUGGUCAGCCGGCUCUUCUUCGGCCGCAGCUACUACCACGUGUACAAGCUCACGCUCUGUCUCAGCUGCCUCAACAACUGCCUGGACCCCUUCGUCUACUACUUCGCCUCGCGCGAGUUCCAGCUGCGCCUGCGCGACUACCUGGGCUACGGCCGCCUGCCCAGCGACAGCCUGGACACGCGCAGGGACAGCCUCUUCUCGGCCAGGACGCUGUCGGCACGCUCCAUGUCCGCCGGCCACGGCGACGACGCGCCCCAGGGCGCGGGGCGGCCCUGCCUGAAGAGGCAGGAGAGCGUCUUCUGACCCGCGCCCCGGCGGAGGCGUGGCCUUUGGAGGAAGACGCCCCCUGCGCUCCGAGCGCCCUGCGCGCCUGGCUUCCAGGGAGACUCCAGGCAGGACCUGCAGAGCCGGCUCCCCAGGAGGUUCGCAGGGAGCAGACGGAGCUCCCGCAUCUGCCACCUGGCAGCUUCCAGAAGGUCAGGGAGGGCGCAACCAAGCUCGGCAGCGCUGGGCACAGCCGCUUUUCUGCAGAUGGCGACGCUGCCUGCACCCGGGAAGCACCGGCCCCUUAAGGAUAUUCUUGGUUCCCCCCAGGGGCUGUGCAUUCAGCCGGCUCAGCGCACCUGUGUCCCUGCCCCCCACUGCACUGUCCUGAAGGUGCUGGAGACUUCUCAGCCACCUUGACCUCCUCUGCACCAAGACCUCCUCUGCGCCACGACCUCCUCUGCGCCACGACCUCCUCUGCGCCAAGACCUCUUCUGGGGACCAGGCCCUGCGAAGGAAGAAGAGACUACACAAAGCUGCCUGAGCGCCCCCUCCCCUCCAGAGCCCCCUCAGCACCUGCCAGCCGGGCAGGCCUGUGCACAGGGGCUCCGCCUCAUAGCUGUGCUGGCUUGGAGACCAGAGGAGCCCCCAUCCCUGAGGCAUGUAGAAGUCCCACCUGCCGGCUCCAAGCAGCUGCACACUGGGUUGACGCAGUCGGUGCGUGUCCUGAAGCUGGAUUCCAGGCGCCCUCGGGGGAAUCUGGACACUGCAAGAGCAGAGCUGAGCAGGAGCCUCCCCAUGAGAGCGUCUCAGUAGCCUCCUCCCCAUGCCCACGGGAGGUGGAGACUGCACCCUGCUGUCCAGGGGCUUUCCUGGUGCACAGAUCCUCUGCCUCAGACGUCUUGCAAGGAAAACAGAAAUGUCUGCUUUGGGGCAGCAGUCCUCCAAGCCUCAGGGCUCCUGGGACUUCACACUAGGACCUUACCUGGACACGGCUCUCUGCAGAGGCAGUGAGUGCCACGUGGAGACCGAGGCAGAGGCUGGAGGGCUGGGGCCACCAGCCCAGGGCCGCCUGGAGCCCAGGAGCUGGAGAGGUGGGAAGGAGCCUCCUGGAGCCCGUGGAGGGGCUCAGCCCUGGGACCCUGACCCCAGCCUCUGCUCCCCAGGAAGGGGGACCUGGAUUCCUGCUGUUUUAGCCCCGGUUUGUUGGAACCACACAAUCAAGGGAGGGCAUCUUCAUAUUCAAGCCACUCUGAAAUCCAACGGAUGUGACGCUGGCAGACAUAAUGUCCUGGUUCCUCAGUGGGGGACUUUGGGAGGCCCACCUUGGCCUGCGCUGGUCCCAGGGGGCCUGAUUCAUGGACCCCCAUUCAGGGAGCCCCCUGGGAGAAUCCCGGACACACAGCAACACCAUCCACACCCAAAGUUCCCGGGACCUGGAUCCCUGACACACUGUCAUCUCCAUCCUGGGGAGUGAACCUGGCAAAUGCCACAAUCUCAUCUUUUCAGGCCAAAAUCCAGAGCUUCCCCCUGGGGGAAGGAGUUGGCUCCUGACCCAGCUGGAGCUCCCGACACCUUCUGCUCCUCCUGAGGAUGAUCCUGUGGGUCACAGUGGACCAAGACCUCCGCUGAGACCACCUCGGCUUUUCCUGGCUGUCCCAGAGCAGAAUCUAGAAUGCAACCUGAGCCAGAAACUUCAAGGGUGGAAACCCUGAGCCAGCAAAAAUGCUCCGUGGUGACUCGGGCCACCUCCCAGCAUGGACCGUGGGUGCCUGAGAAGCGAAGAAAACGGAUGAAAAACCUCAACCCACCAACUCAUGGCAAAGCUCCGGGUACCCCAAGCUGCAGUGAAGAAUUGAAGACACAGAGAAUGUGGCAGGGCUGUCCGGCCGGCUUCUGUACCCAGGAGGACAGGAGCCCUGUGGACCCUGCGGAGAGAGGAUGCUUCCAGCUGAGGGCAGGUCAGCUUGCUCUGCACCAUCAGGGCUGCUGACCCCGCUUCGCCUGCCGAUGAACCGCUUCGCGCUUCGCGUUUCGCGUUUCGCACUUCGCGAUUCGCCUGCAGAUGAACCGCGGCGGCUGCCCAGGCACGGAGUCAGAAGCCGGGCGUCACGAGGUCCAGGGGUGGCAACCUGGGAUUCCAGGGCCGCGCGUGUCUUUUCGCUGAGCGUUUUCGUGACAUUCAUGGAACCUGGCCCCGUUGGACCCGGUUCCGGAGGCUCGGACAACUCGGAUAACAGGCGGAGGUCCGGUCCGCCACGGAGAGUCCGUUUCUGUCGUGCGGACCCGCGGACGCUUAUUUUUGGAGGGGCACCGGGCAUGGAUCUCGGGGACGCUCGGCCCCUGAGCCCCCUCCCCAGCCCUGUUUUGCAUCGUGUGUGGAGACCGGGUCUCGCCCCAGCUGCUGGGGACCUCGCUUGGGCUGAGCCUGGCUCCGAACUCGCCGUCCUCCUGCCUCACGCUUUUUGACAGUGCGAUUUUCUCCCCAAAGCAUCAAAGAUGGACCAAGAAGAGAGAAUGCCCCAGUUCGCCGGCCACGUGGGAAUGACUCAGGGGACUUCCAGCGUGGACCCCCAGCCAUGGACCUCCCUCCCCGUGUCCAUCACUUCCGAUGACCUUUGGACAGCUGUGUGGCUCAGGGGUGCCACGGAGGGUCCUCCGGAUGCCUCCAGGGCUGGAGGAGGAGGCUGCUGAGGAGGACCGAGGCUGCACAAGGGUAUUAGGUUGUCCUCAGAUGCAAGUGGCCAGGACCCCCGGGAAAAGCCCUGCCCCUGGAUGAGCAGGGCAGACACGGGGCGCCUUUCAAAGGAACCAGCAGAGCCAGAGAGAGCUAAAGGGACGCGUCCGAGGUCCCAGACGCACAGAGUGGCAAAGCCAGGCUGCUGUGGACCCCAGUUCCAGCGCCCCCAGGAGACCUGGGCUGGAGUGUCAUUUUGAUCCAAAGCCCAUGGAAAGUGCACCCUGCAAGGUCUCCAAGACCCUCCGCCGUUCUUCUUAUUUUCUGCUUGUUUGGUUGACCUUGUGGAGUCACCGGAAGCAAAGAUGUCCCCCCAGGAAGACAAGCAGCAAAGCAACCGGAGCAACCCGGGAACCGACUGGCAGCCAGCGGCGUUCCGGCCGGAUCCUGCAGGAGCUGGGAGACGGCGGGAAUCUGAGCCAGUUCCCGACCCACCCAGGACGUGUCUUUGGACCAGUGUGGGUUUCUUGGUUCUGGGGGAAGGGACCCCGGUGACGUGCUCUGUUCCUACAGGGAAGGUCGUUUGUGGGGCUCUCCGUACCAUCUUCGGGUCUUCUCUGUGAACCUAAAACCAUUGUAAAAUAGUCUGUUUUUCAAAAAAAAAAAAAAAAAAAAAAAUUGAAGUGCUCAACUCAUCUGUACCACGGAGUAGCUAGGAGUCUUGGGGGCUCUGCAGUCAACGCUGGCCCCAUCCAGUAUUCACAGGUGGCUGAGCUGCAGAUGCUUAGUACCUUCGUGCUGCUGUGACCAAACCCCCCAGCCCGGGGCUGAUGGACCCCAGACCUGACCGCUCUCAGCUCCACAGGCUGCAGCCCAGGUCCAGGCGGGGCAGACUCGGGGCUGCUGAGGCUGCUUCCUGCUCACAGAUGGCGCUGCUCCUGGUCCUCACAGGGUGGACGGGCAGGGGGCUCUCUGGUCUCUGUAGAAGGACCCUGGUCCCCUUCCUGGGCUGCACCCAUGAGCUCAGCCCCUCCCAGAGCCCCACCUCCCACACCAGCACCUGGUGAGGACUCAGCACAGGAACUUGGGGGGCAGGAGGACACAUUUGACCCCAUUUCUGAUGUGCAAG